Electrophorus electricus (electric eel) is the source of this 1879-nucleotide messenger RNA. RefSeq names its product 5'-nucleotidase, cytosolic IAb (gene nt5c1ab). NCBI's taxonomy places the organism in Eukaryota, Metazoa, Chordata, Actinopteri, Gymnotiformes, Gymnotidae. The record is from RefSeq and is a predicted model, not a curated record. Gene Ontology annotation, molecular function: magnesium ion binding; nucleotide binding; 5'-nucleotidase activity. Gene Ontology annotation, biological process: nucleotide metabolic process; adenosine metabolic process. Gene Ontology annotation, cellular component: cytoplasm; cytosol.
CGCAGGCGCAGGUGUGUCGCGGGAGCUGCCAAGAAGGAGAAGCUAAUGAAUUAAAAUGAGUUUCCCGCGGAUUCCAACGCUUUACAUUAUGACGUAUUUUUGUUGCUAUUUUGUUACGCCAAAUUCAAAUCAAAACUGCAUUCAGACAUCGCGUGAGGGUAACGUCCAACGUCCGUUCACCGAAGAGGAAGGAUCAUGAGUCGAAACGACGACAGGCGGAGAGUUGAGGGAGUCGUUUUCUUUCCCAAGCCAGAAAAUGCUAUCACUGUUGCCGUGUCAUCACGGGUCCUCUUCAACAUGGACACUGAGCAGCAGAUCUCCCAGCAGAAGGGAAUGGAGGCGUACCUGAAGUACCAGAUGGAGCACGAGGUGGAGCCAUUUGUGCCAGGACCUGCGUUCCCCUUUGUUAAGGCUUUGGAAGCAGUAAAUACACAGCUGAGGGUUCUCUAUCCAGGGAGUGAAGAGCUCUUUGAUGUGGUUCUGAUGACCAACAAUCACGCUACUGUUGGAAUCAGGCUCAUCAACUCAAUCAACCACCACAAGCUAUCCGUUGAGCGCUUCUGUAUGACCGGAGGUAACAGUCCAAUCGGCUACCUGAAAGCCUACCAUACCAACCUGUACCUGUCUGCAAACUCGACAAAAGUAAUCGAGGCCUUAGAGGAAGGAAUUGCCGCGGCCACCAUAUUCAGACCAGAGAAGGCAGUGGAGGUGUCGGAGACGCAGCUGCGAGUGGCCUUUGAUGGAGAUGCUGUGCUGUUCUCCGAUGAGUCCGAGAGAAUCUUUAAAACCCAGGGCCUGGACAAGUUCUUUGAGCAUGAAAAGACCCACGAAAACAGGCCCCUCGAUCAUGGGCCAUUAAAAGGAUUCUUGGAAUCUCUGGGAAAACUGCAAAAGAAAUUCUAUGCCAAAGACCAGCGCAUGGAAUGCCCCAUCCGCACCUAUCUGGUGACGGCCCGUAGUGCAGCCAGUUCAGGCACGCGGGCCCUGAAAACGCUGCGAUCCUGGGGCCUGGAGACCGAUGAGGCCCUCUUCCUGGCUGGAGCCCCAAAGGGCCCCAUGCUGGCGAAAAUCAAGCCCCACAUUUUUUUCGAUGAUCAGAUGUUUCACAUCGAGGGGGCAGCAGAGCUGGGCACGGUGGCAGCUCAUGUUCCAUAUGGGAUUGCCAAGACAUUGUCCCCAAAGCAGGCAAAGGAUACCAAACAGUCCACUUCCUUUACCAAGUGACCUGUCAAAAAUAAAACAUUCAUCAUUUGAUUUUGUCAUGGCAUAGCAGCCUCAUUAUGCUAUAUACAGAAGUUGUAAUGUUUAAAGUCCUGCCACAGUGUCCUCCAGUUUCACCUGCUUAUGUGCUGAUUAGCAAAGCCAAAUGGUUGGAACAAAACCACUUUUACAUGCUAAAGCCAAAUUCACCAUCUCUGGCUGAAUCUCACGAGCAACAUUAUCCAUUUAGCAUUGAUUGCUCAGUUAUGCUUCCCAUGAGUUAAUGUGGAUUUUAUGUAGUUGUAUACGUUUACUAAUGGAGCAAAGUGGACUUCAGCAAAUACUUGGUGUGUCACAGUGGUCAGAUGAUACACAGACAAACCUAGAAAACUCUUACCAAAAGGGGAUAUUGGCAAACAGAUGCAAAACAGGGCCAUACCGGCACUUGGCUUCUGACCAAACAAAACCAAAGCACUUAAAAGCCACAUGGAAAACAUCAAAGUUACUAAUAUCAAAAGUCAAGUUUUGCAACUGGCGAUGACUUAAAUAUUAUUACUUGGGAUUUGUAAGAGCUCAUUGUAUAUGAAAGAACUCACACUCAAAAGUUACCUUGAAAUAUAUUAUGGAUUCUACUGUCAUACAUUUUAGACUGAGUUACUGUGUUUAUUAGACAUGGUCU